Molecule: messenger RNA, 445 nt
Organism: Chilo suppressalis (striped riceborer)
Lineage: Eukaryota; Metazoa; Arthropoda; Insecta; Lepidoptera; Crambidae
Source: the annotation of a GenBank genome assembly
UAUUUUUUUCAGUUGCUACUUUUUUUGGUUUAUAACACCGUCGAUAUAAUAGUCACCAUUUACUUAGAUGUCGUACAGCAAAAUAUGGAAUUGGAUAACCUGCCACGCUUCAUCGCGCUGAACACGCAGGUGGCUCAGGAGUUGCUGACGAUGUUCGCCCCGAUCCUGGCGGCCGGUCUGCUAGCGAUGCAGGCGGACGAGCUCAAGCUGCGUCUGCACGAUCUGCUCCUAGUCUCAGAAGAUAAGCAGAAGAAGGAAGUGAAGCGGUUCAUAGCGUAUGUGGAUGCGCGUCCGCUGCGGAGCCGCGCGUGCCAGGUCGUGCCGCUGGACUGGAACCUGCCGCUGGUGGUGCUCAACCUCGCCGCCACCUACCUCAUCGUCAUGCUGCAGUUCACACAUAAAUUUUAAAAACGCGCUUGUUAUUUUAUAAAUACCUGCCUCUAAU